CUCGCUGUUUCCGGGUCUCAGGAGCGCGACGGAGGGGCGGGGAGGUGCGGGGGAGCGGCCGACGGCUAACACGUCGCUUUAGGGUAGAUACUUUUUUACCCUGAAGUACCGCUUAAACAUCUGGCUCGGCCCCCUGGUUCCUUCACGUACCGCAGCGUUACACCGAACAGAUCCCCCCCUUGAGCGUAACGUAAUCAAUGAACGGCCCCCAAGCCAGCGUAACAUCACGCUCAACUCAAUGGAGCACUUCGCUCACAGGUGGAUGCAGAGCAGCGGACUCCAGCAGAGCAAUCAACGUUGCACAGCGCGGGACGGCGGUUCGAGUGGAGCCCUCUGAGUCUUGUUGGCGCUUGUCUGCAGACUUCACUCCCGUAAGCCCAGCACGGAACUCAUCAGUGCUUCACGUCCCACCCAAAUGGACCGAUCUCUCCUGGACCUGCCCGACGACGCGCUGCUGGCCGUGCUGGCGUACCUGGGGCCCCUGGACCUCAUGACUUGCCGGCCGGUGUGCCGCCGCCUCCGGGACCUCAGCCUGCACCGGUCCCUUUGGCGCGAUGCCCGACUCAAGAUCCGGGGCGAGGCCCUGCCGAUCGCCGCGCUGCGCCUGGCCCCCUGCCUGGCCGAGCUGGACGUGUCCCAGGGGAUGGAGCUCGCGGCCUCCGCCCUGUCCGACAGUGCGUGCGUGGUCGCUAGCCUCAGGCUGGGUGACGAUGGCAGCGGGGACGGCUACUACGCCCGAGAGGUGCUUCAGCGGGUCGCCAAUCUCGGGGGCCUCAACAAACUCGUAUUAGAUUUCAGCCCGUUUGAGUUAAAUGAUUCACGGCCCGUCUACAUGAAAGUGGACUGGAAUAAUCCCUGCAACAGUUGGGAAAUGCCUAACUCUCUAUUGGAGCUGGUCUACAAUCUAGAUAUCCGUGAACUCAGCCUGAUCUGUGCCGCACCGUUGAUUCCAACACCGUUCUUGGUUCGGGCUGGCGGGGGAGCCAGGCCUUGUCUGACCAAGCUGCGUUACCAUGGCCUUGACUUUCAUGAAGUUGAUUACUUCCUCGAGUAUUUACUGCAAACGCACGCGUCAACUCUGACGUACGUGUAUCUGCCUCCUCGCUACCUCUCCUUGUCCACGCUUCAAAGUAUGCCUAAGCUGCAGUCCGUGAGUUUGGAACUUUGGUCAAUUUCUGAUGAAGCUGACGAUGCUGGAGCCAUUGAUGGUGAUGCUGGAGAAGAUGACAACGCUGGAGAUGAUUUUCCUGUAGAUGAUGAUCCUGAUCAUGCUGCACAUGAUGAUCCUGUGGGUGAUGACGAUGGACAUAAUGAUCCUGUCGGUGAUGAUGGUGGACAUGAUGAUCCUCCUGAAGGCGAUAAUGCUGGACAUUUUGACCCUGUAGGUGAUGAUGGAGAUGAGGAUCCUGUUGAGGAUGAUGCUGGAGAUGAUGGUCCUGUGGGUGAUGUUGAAUUUGAUGAUCCUGGAGAAGACGAGGCAGGAGAUAAUUAUGAGGAUGCUGGAAAUGAUGGUCCUGUAGAAGGCGAUGCUCCCGUAGUAGUUCCAUUUCUGGGGCUGGGCCCGCAUGACGAUGUAGGUGUCUUCCCUCCGGGAGCACUUGAGUUUCUGGGCCUCCAUCCUCAACUAAAAUUUAAGGCACUGCGUGGCUUUAUUGACCACGAAUCCAUUUUGACUGUUACCGAAUCCCCUUUCGCCGACGUUGUUCAGGAGCUUGUCAUGAUCAUUGACUCUGACAUUGCGUGGGACCUGCUCAGCUCUUCACUCUACCGGUUCUCUUCCCUGACGACACUGUCCGUGAAUGAGAUCCCCUCGGAAGACUUCUUGCAGGCAGUUACUCCGGCAUCUGCGCCGUGCCUCACCAUGCUGAAGUUCGAUACGAACCACCACAUUCACGACGUGCUGCACGAGCCCGCCAUCAAGGACCUCCUCCAACGCAACGAACAGCUGCACCUCCGCCUUGAACACGCUGGCCGGAGGGUCCCGAGCGGGUGCGACUGUCGGUGGUGCCUGCACAAGGCCGAGGGCGGCUGGAAGUACUGGAAUACUUUCGCAUCGCACAGCUGGGCGGCCGAGUGCUGCGGCACCUACUGCUUCCAGUGGCCCUGAUGAUUCGCCGUUCCUCCUAUUGCAUCAAGUUGUGGUGGUUGCUUCAUGAUGUACUUUUACUGACAUACGUUCGCGUGACACAGCUUGGCGACGGAGCUCUGAUGAUUUGCCUCUCCUCGAAUGUACAAUUUUAUCAAGUGUUGCCUGUUGCUUCAUGAUUUACUUUUAAUGCUGAUCUCAGUAUCUGUUAAUUCCUUUCUAAAUUGUUUACUCAUGGUGGUUUGGGCCUCCCCAUAGUGAGCGCUAGCGCACCUGUGGCUACACUCACAGAAAAUGCCUCACUCUAAAAACGUGUAAUAUCUAAACACAUAAUAAAAGUAACAUGCAAUAAAUUUAUUUCUGGACUUAGAAAAAAAUCGCGAUGUCUUC
Thrips palmi is the source of this 2476-nucleotide messenger RNA. RefSeq lists its product as uncharacterized. The transcript is spliced from 4 exons. Lineage: Eukaryota; Metazoa; Arthropoda; Insecta; Thysanoptera; Thripidae. The record is from RefSeq and is a predicted model, not a curated record. The coding region runs from base 416 to 2107 and encodes 563 amino acids. Gene Ontology annotation, molecular function: protein binding.